Messenger RNA from Anoplopoma fimbria (sablefish), 3160 nucleotides. It is a transcript of the gene stxbp3, whose product is annotated as syntaxin binding protein 3. The record is from RefSeq and is a predicted model, not a curated record. Gene Ontology annotation, biological process: intracellular protein transport; neurotransmitter secretion; vesicle-mediated transport. Gene Ontology annotation, cellular component: secretory granule; plasma membrane. Gene Ontology annotation, molecular function: syntaxin binding. Bases 55 to 1833 code for a protein of 592 amino acids. The transcript has 19 exons. NCBI's taxonomy places the organism in Eukaryota, Metazoa, Chordata, Actinopteri, Perciformes, Anoplopomatidae.
UCAGAACACGAAGACACGGGACGGGAAGAGGCGCAGAGGAAUAAAAGAAACAAGAUGGCAACGGGUUCAGAUCACGGGUUGAAGAGAAUAGUGUGGAAAAGAAUAAAAGAUACAAUUAUAACAGACUGCAGGAAAUCUGAAGUAUGGAAGAUAUUGAUUCUGGACUCUUUCACCACCAAACUCCUCUCAUCAUGCUGCAAAAUGUCAGAUCUGAUGUCAGAGAAAAUAACGAUUGUGGAGGACCUUUUCAGAAGCAGAGAGCCUGUUCCAGAAAUGAAGGCCAUCUACUUCAUGGCACCAACGGCUAAGUGUGUGGAUGCCUUUAUUGCUGACUUCAAGCCCAAACCUAAAUAUAAAGCAGCAUAUGUUUAUUUCACUGACUACUGUCCCGAUGACCUGUUUAACAACAUGAAGCGGUGCUGUGGAAUGUACAUACGAGUCUGUAAGGAAAUCAACAUGUCCUUCAUGCCACAAGAGGCACAAGUGUUCACAUGUAAUAAUCCGGGGGCUUUCCAAAGCAUCUACAGUCCCAAAAGUCAGGACAAACAGAAGACACUGGAGACACUGGCAGACCAGCUCGUCACGCUCUGUGCCACGUUGGACGAGUACCCGGGGGUUAGAUACAAGAAAGACAGCAACAUGGAGAACGCCAAGACCCUUGCAGAGCUGGUGGACGACAAACUGGCCAGACACUACGAGCUGGAUGACAGCGGCAAAAAAAAGGAAAAGACCCAGGCCCAGCUGCUGAUAUUGGAGAGAGGUUUUGACCCCGUCAGCCCCAUCCUGCAUGAGCUGACCUAUCAGGCCAUGGCUUACGACCUCGUUGAUAUCCAGAGCGACACCUACACGUGCAAGACUAAAGAUGGCCCAGAAAAGCAGGCUUGGCUGAAUGAGGACGACAUGCUCUGGGUUAAGCUGAGGCACAAGCACAUUGCUGAGGUCUCAGAUCAAAUCCGCAAGUUGGUAAAGGAAAUAUCUGCCAACAAGAAACAGUCAGAUGGGAAGAUCACAAUUAGUAAUUUGGCCCAGAUGAUGAAGAAGAUGCCCUCAUUCCGUAAACAGGUGACUGAGAAAACUGUUCAUCUGCAGUUGGCCGAGGACUGCAUGCAACAUUUCCAAAACAAUGUGGAGAAACUCUGCAAAGCUGAACAGGACCUUGCAGUUGGGUCAGACGUAGAGGGGGUGAAGGUGAAAGAUCCCAUGAGGACUCUGCUUCCAGUGCUGCUCCACCCAUACAGCACCCACGACAAGAUCAGAGCUGUGCUGCUCUACAUCUUCAGCGUCAACGGAACAACAGACGAGAACUUAAGCAAACUCAUUCAGCAUGUAAAGAUCGAGGACGAGCGAGAGUUUAUCCUGAACUGGAAGGAGCUUGGGGUCCCUAUCAUCACAUCGUCCAGUUUCUUCUCUCGCAAAACAACCAGACGCGAUCGUUCCCAGGAUCAGACUUACAACCUUUCCAGAUGGACUCCUGUCAUAAAAGAUGUGAUGGAGGAUGCCGUGGAGAACAAACUGGACACCAAAGAGUGGCCACACCAGUCUGAGUGUCCUGCUGCCUGGAAUGGCUCAGGGGCUGUCAGUGCCCGUCAAAAGCACAAAGGCAGUGCUCAGGACGAACGCCGGACCGGCUCUCGCCUCAUUGUUUUUGUUCUCGGAGGAAUCAGCCACUCUGAGAUGCGCUGUGCCUACGAGGUCACCCAGGCAGUUAAAUCCUGCGAGGUCAUCAUAGGGUCUUCUCACAUUUUGACCCCGACUGGUCUCCUGAAUGACAUCAAGGCUUUGAGCAAAGCCCCCAUGGAGACUUUUACAAUAGAGGAAAGGAGCAACGCCUGAGAGGUCCAACUUAACACCUCGCCAAAUUCGCCUGCCUUCCUACAGCUAAAAUCACUCAGCACAGUGCACUCAACUCAACUUCCAGAAUGGAACACUGAAGGGAAUUUACUUUAUUCUUAUCUUUAUGUUUUAAUACUCUUUCCAAACUGGCUGCACUUACGGUAGGGAUGAGGACAAAUUAUUUUUUAACCAAAUCAACAACUAAGUUUAUGGCCUGUUAAUGGCAUAUGUAAGUUGCUGAAUGUCAUUUAAUUAAAUCAAUUAUAUUAAAAGUGAAUUGACCUCAUCCUACUAUAAACUUUAAAAUGUCUAAUCUGCCUAUCAAGGGUUGCGCUGUCCAACAAAGAGAUUCUUGUUAUAUGUUUAAAGUCUCAGAGACAGAAUGGUGAAAGAAGUAGCUCAAAGCUAAUGUAUAUACUGUAUGUAAGCACUGAGUCCCUGCUGUGUCAUUCUGACUUUUUCUGUCUCACUUUAUGUCAUUUUGAAGAGUGUUUUUAACAUAGAGUAUUUACGUUUUUGUUAAUUAAACAUCUGACUAAUAAAUGGUUGAAGUGGUCCAAAUUCUAUUAACAAUUACGGUUAAUGUUGUGGAUUGGAACUUAAAAUUACCUAAAUUAAGACCUGGUUCUAGAUAUUCAACUUGCAUUUACCUUGAUCCAUUAAACAUUAAGAACUCAGGAAUGUUAUUCUGAUACAUAUGCUUGCAAACUGUUUGCUUAGGGUGAAUCAUUUGUUAAAAGAAGGAUGGUAAAAGUGCUUAAUCUAUUUCAUCGAAACAGCAGUAACUUAAUAUUCAUAACAAAAAAAAAUUAUAAACACAAAACCACAUGUUCAAUACACAUCCAUCCAUCCAUCCAUCCAUUGGCUUCCGCUUAUCUGGGGCUGGGUCACGGGGCAGCAGGCCAAGGAGGGUAUUACGCUUUCCAGCUCCUCCUGGGGAACCCAGAGGCGUUCCCUGGCCACACAACAUAUGUAAUCUCUCCAGCGUGAUCUGGGUCAUCCCCUUCUUAGGUUGAGACCAAAACGAUUCAGUAUGGGUGAGAAAAAUACUACAACACUGAGAGUUCUCUGUUUGACAGGUGAGGCGUUGUAAGGAGUUAUUGCUUUGGGCAGGAAACAUUUCCUGUAUUGUUCUAUGCAAAACUGAAUCAGUCGCUCAGAGACAUAGCUGUGCUGAGCUCAGCUUCCUUCAACAUCUUGCUGCACUCGUUGAAAGAUUUCAGCUUACUCAGGAAAUAAAGUGCACUCAUCCCUAUCUCGCAUACAGCCUCAGUAUCGGUCUUCAAGUUCAUUAUGUAUGCCCGGGUUUUUGUUGUCCUCAACCACA